GGGGUCCACUGAAAAACCAAAGCAAAUAUAACACACACACACUCUUUGCUGUGUGAUAAUAGACAAUAGACAGGGUCGUAUGGUAUGGUGAUGAAGAAGAAGAUGAUGAUGAUCUCAUUCUCAUGAUCCUAAAUUUGUUGUUCUUUCAUUUCUAGAGGGCGAGAUCAGCCAUUUUCUACUUCUGGAACCGGCUUUUGCUGGCAUAUUCUUGUUUGAAAAUUUCCAAUUUUCUUCACUUUUUUUUAUCAACACCGAAGAAAGAGUCAUAGUCAGAGACAUGGACGGAGACAGAGUCAAGUGUUUUAGGUGGGAAUAUAGAACACGAGUCGGUAGACUCAAAACUGCAAAUACCUUCCCAUUUACCACAGAAUUUUGAACCCGUUUACCUGAGCUAGCUAUGUCUUUGCUUUUGUGUUUUUUUAUUCAAUCUCUCUCUCUCUGAACUCAAGAGUGAGUGAGCAAUACAAUACAAUACAAUAGCAUUAGCAACAAAAAUGAAAUGCUUUGAUUGAUUGAUUGAUGGGUGUGGGUCAAAAUUCUGUACUUUUCAUCUCACAGCAUACCCUUUUGGCGAUAUGAUAAGGGAAGAAGGGAAGAACAUGGAGAAACCCUCUGCCGGUGUGGUGGGUCGGAAAACAUAUUCUCGCUCUGUUUCAUGGACUGAUGGAUCACCGAGUCGCCGGAAGCCACCACCGCCGUCACAACCACCUUCUUCAAACUCAAGUAACAAACCACCACGACCGUUUCUACCACCGCUUCAGCCACUCUCAAUCAGCAAGCGCAGCGCGGAGGAAUGGCCUAGUGCAGGAUCUGACGAUCUCGGAGUUUGGCCUCUUCCACAAACCCCAAGAGGGACCUCCAUCAAUGAAUCCACCAAUGAUUUUCAGUUCAAGAGGGACAAGUUGGCCUUCUUCGACAAAGAGUGUUCCAGAAUCGCCGACCAUGUCUACUUAGGGAGCGACACGGUGGCCAAGAACCACCAACUCCUCCGCCAAAACGGAAUCACCCACGUCCUCAACUGUGUCGGGUUCGUUUGUCCGGAGUAUUUCAAGAGCGAUUUUGUCUACAAGACGCUGUGGUUGCACGACAGCCCCACUGAGGACAUCACGAGUAUCCUCUAUGAUGUGUUUGAUUACUUUGAGGAUGUUCGAGAGCAAGGUGGGCGUGUUCUUGUUCAUUGCUGCCAGGGGAUUUCUCGAUCAACUGCUUUGGUGAUUGCUUACCUCAUGUGGAGGAAGGGGCAGAGCUUUGAAGAUGCGUUUCAGUUUGUGAAGAGUGCGAGGGCUGUGACUAAUCCCAACAUGGGUUUUGCUUGUCAACUCUUGCAGUGUCAGAAACGGGUGCACGCUAUGCCGGCGAGUCCGAAUUCGGUUGUUAGGAUGUACCGGAUGGCUCCUCACUCGCCUUAUGACCCUCUUCAUCUAGUUCCUAAAAUGGUGAACCAGCCUGGUGCACGAGCUCUUGACUCUCGCGGGGCCUUUAUUGUCCAUGUUCCGUCGGCUAUUUAUGUUUGGAAUGGGAAACAUAGUAACUCGGUGAUGGCGUGCAAUGCGAGGAGUGCGGCGUUUCAGGUCAUCCGUUAUGAGAGGGCGAACGGUCCAAUUCAGAGCAUCCAUGAAGAUGAAGAACCACCUGAGUUCUGGGUUGCUCUGUCUGAUGAGCAACGAUUAUCGGGUGGUCUUGACAAAGCGGAGGCCAUGGAGGAAGAACCAGUGUUGCCUUCUGAAAGCAUGGAGAUUGAUCAUAGAAAAGUUGAUGCAUAUGAUUUGGAUUUUGAGAUUUUCGACAAGGCGCUUUCUGGUGGGGUUGUUCCACCCUUUUCUGUGGCUAAUGUUGAAUCAGAAACUUGCCUUCCGGCUAGAGAACAUGGCUGGGGAAUACUGAGGCAGAGGUUUGCCAGUGGUGUUAUGAAAGAUUUGCUCACAUCCCCUAAAUGGACCUGUGAUGCAAUCUCAUCCAGUGAUCAUCAAUCCAGAGUUGUCGUGGAAGAAGAAAACCAAGAUCUUGUAGCUGGCCCUUUGUCUCCAUCAUCAUCAAGUCAACCAUGUGGUUCACCAGAUUCCUUUGAAUGUUCUCCAGAUCACAACUUAGGAAGUCCUAAAGAUGUCGUUGAAGUCACGGAUUUCUCUGUUCUUGGUGUUGCUUCUUCACUACCAUUAUCCCCCGCCGGCAUAUCAAGCCCUUUUCCUUCUUUUCUAAGCAGCAACAACAACAGCCCCAAAUUCUAUUCCAAGUCACCAACACUUUCGCCUUCAAGUUCUGACUACGCAAGUUCUUUCACAUUCUCACCUUCAUCUACCAAUUGGUCGGACUUAUCAUUCGUCUCUUCUCGGCAGCCAUCACCAUCUGGAAUAGAACCAACUGAACCAUUCCAUGUUAAAGACCUAUUUUUCUCAGGAACUUCAUCUUUAUUUCACAAAGAAGUGGUCUCUUCACCUUCAGAAUCAUUUUCCGUUAAUCACACCUUGGGAGGGGCAAACUCCAAUUUGCCACUAAAAGGGUCUUCUCUCUCCAUCGCAGAGCGCAGAGGGAGCAAUCCACCACCGCGGAUGUUGCUAUCCUCGGUCAAUGAAUCCUCUCAUGUCCACAGGAACCUGGAGGACCGCCCCUAAUAACAUUCAAAAGAUUUUCCCCAAAAUAUUUGCCCAUUUCUAUACUGAAAUGAGGACAUGAAGCAUGCAUUGCAGAUGGUAAUGUUGGUAAUUUGUUCAUAUGUACCAUAAAACAUGUAAUCUGGGGAAAAGUGUCACAAAAUAGAUAUAUACAGCCCAAGGGUAGAUUUGCUUCUUAAAGUUGAUUCUGUGACCUUAAACGUGCCAUUGUGGGACCCAGCGCACUGCCUCUCAUGGCCCUGUAGGACCAUGACCGUGUGCCUGUGGUCUCUUCUUUGGUCCAGCCAUUCUCCUGAGAAAGCUUGGCCUUCUUUGCAUUUAAUGCCUCGUUAAUUUCAUCCCAGACGCUUACUCCACCAUUUUCUGUAAAGAGAUCCACAUGUAAGUUUAGUGUAUCAAGAUGUUUUCAUGUUUCUAAACACCACA
Messenger RNA from Lotus japonicus, 3038 nucleotides. Its product is annotated as protein-tyrosine-phosphatase MKP1-like. Bases 576 to 2612 code for a protein of 678 amino acids. The record is from RefSeq and is a predicted model, not a curated record. Gene Ontology annotation, molecular function: protein tyrosine/serine/threonine phosphatase activity. The transcript has 2 exons. Gene Ontology annotation, biological process: protein dephosphorylation. NCBI's taxonomy places the organism in Eukaryota, Viridiplantae, Streptophyta, Magnoliopsida, Fabales, Fabaceae.